AUGGGCCCUCAGAUCCUCAAAAGGUUCUACAGCUGCAACAUCGAUAGCAUCCUGGUUGCAUCACUGCCUGGUACGGCAACUGGCUGGACUGUGGCCCUCCUGGUUUGGCCACUGGUCAUCUUCAUCAUCCUGGCCAUCACCCGCUCCCAGUUCCCCCCUAAGAUGAAAGACUCAUGCUAUGUGGCCCCGAGGAACCUCCCCAGUACAGGUUUCUUCCCCUUUCUCCAGACCCUCAUGUGUAACACAGACAGCUCCUGCCACAACACAACUCGUCUGUUCUCCAAGAGUCCAACUAAAAACACCAGGGCAUCCUGGACAGAACACGAUGCAAAGAGGGUAUCCCUGCUGCCCCAUGGCACCCCCAUGCUAAUGGACAUUGGGAUGGGUGGUAGAGUCCGUGCUGUGCUGCACCAGACAUCUGACCAGCCUCAGAUAAUGGAGCUCUGGGAUAAGUUUCUGAAUGCCAGCCACCAAGAUAAAUCAAAGUACAACUCUCCCAUGGAGGGAUUUAACAACACCCUACUGGGAGACAAGGAAGCGCUGGAUGUGAUGCUGGAUUCAGUGAACCUGUUGAAGAAGUCUCUGUGCUCCUUCUCCCUGAUGGUCCUUAACGUGUCCUCCAUGUCCUCCGUUGACCCCCUCACCUAUGGACUGGUCACCUUCUGCAAGUCCAACAACACCCUGCUGGAGGUCUCACUGCUCACCAUCAACCAGGUGCUGACGGAACUGUUGCUGAAAGACCCAGCGCAGGCCCUGACCACAAUGGGCACGGCAGUUGUAGUGUUUGAGAGGCUGCAGAGGGAGACUUGGCUGUGGGAGGGGCUACUGGCCCUGCCACGUCUCCUCAUGCCCACCACCCCCGAUAAGAUCCUGGAUCAGGUGCUGGAUGAGGGGGAGAGUCUUCUGCAAAACAUCAAGAGGACUAUAGCUGCCAUCGAGAGCAACUUCCCAGAGGCUAAUCUUUCAGUUGUCUCCAUGGUGAACCCUGCUAUUGUCGAAAGCAUCAACCUGCUCCAGUACAUCAGGAACUGGCAUGGCAGAGAUGUCUACAUCACCCUUGGUGAUGUUAUCAUGGUGCCACCCAAUACCUCAGUACCAGCAGCUGUCAACGCCUUCAUGCAGCAGGUCAGGAUACCACUAGACAAGUAUGAAUGA
Messenger RNA from Oncorhynchus nerka (sockeye salmon), 1155 nucleotides. RefSeq lists its product as uncharacterized. The transcript is spliced from 10 exons. The coding region runs from base 1 to 1155 and encodes 384 amino acids. The record is from RefSeq and is a predicted model, not a curated record. NCBI's taxonomy places the organism in Eukaryota, Metazoa, Chordata, Actinopteri, Salmoniformes, Salmonidae.